AUGAAUGCCACGGACCCCAGCGCUCAGAGCGUACAUGGCGUGAAUCCGCAGACGCUUGUGGAAAAAAUCAUGCGCAAUCGCGUCUAUUCAAGUGUGUACUGGAAAGAGCAGUGCUUUGGACUUACAGCUGAAACACUCGUGGAUAAGGCCGUCGAGCUGUCGGAAUUUGGCAGCACGUUUGGUGGAAAUCAACAGCCGACCCAUUUUUUGUGUCUUUUACUCAAAAUGCUGCAGUUGCAACCGGAACUUGAGGUGGUAAAGCAGUUUAUUGAGAACGAGGACUAUAAAUAUGUGACAGUUUUAGGAGCGGUCUAUCUGCGACUUGUGGGCAAACCUAUCGAUGUAUACACGCUUCUCGAGCCAUUACUGAGUGACUAUCGCAAGAUCCGUCGACGCAAUGUCAUUGGCUGGGAUAUCACGUACGUAGAUGAGAUUGCAGACGCGUUGCUGAAUGAAGAGUUUUACGUGGACUUGGUACUGCCGAAAUUGGUGGCGAGAGAAGUGCUAGAGAGGAACGAUGGCUUGGCACCGCGGACGAGUCCACUGGAGGACGAACUAAAUGAAUUAAGUGAAAGUAGUGACAGUGAGUGA
Peronospora belbahrii is the source of this 591-nucleotide messenger RNA. The record is from the annotation of a GenBank genome assembly. NCBI's taxonomy places the organism in Eukaryota, Oomycota, Peronosporomycetes, Peronosporales, Peronosporaceae.